Microplitis demolitor is the source of this 1665-nucleotide messenger RNA. RefSeq lists its product as uncharacterized. Gene Ontology annotation, molecular function: DNA binding. The transcript is spliced from 4 exons. NCBI's taxonomy places the organism in Eukaryota, Metazoa, Arthropoda, Insecta, Hymenoptera, Braconidae. Bases 1 to 1665 code for a protein of 554 amino acids. Gene Ontology annotation, biological process: DNA integration; DNA recombination. The record is from RefSeq and is a predicted model, not a curated record.
AUGGCAAAAUCUCUAGAAAGAUCAUCAAAAGAUCUCAAACCGUCAAUUAAAUCUUCAACAAAUUUUUCUCAAAAAUCUUCAAAAAACUUGAAGGGCCCUCGCCGUCAACCUUACAGUCAUCAGUUGUCAACGGGGGAGCAACACAAAACGACCAAUCAGCUUCCAAAAACCUCCAGUUACCGUCAGUCUUGGAAAAAACAGGGGGGACCAGUCUCCUCGAAGAAACGACAGAUUUUUUCUGACGCAUCGCUCACUGGUUGGAGUGCUUGCUGUGGUACAGAAAAAGCUCAUGGAUUUUGGAAUAAUGAUGAACGUAAAAAUCCAAUUAAUUUUUUGGAAUUGCAGGCUGCAUUUUUCGGCUUAAAAUGUUUCGCUACUUCUUACAUUAGUUCUAAAGAUAAUAUAACUGCUGAUUAUGAAUCUCGACGAUUAGAAUCAGAAACUGAAUACAGCUUAUCUUUACAAGCUUUCACUCAACUUUGUGAAACGUUUGGUUAUCCGGAAAUCGAUCUUUUUGCUAGUCGUAUUAAUACCAAAUGCUACAAAUACGUUUCAUGGAAAAAAGUUCCAGGAUCAAUUGCAAUUGAUGCAUUUACACUAGAUUGGAGCAAAUUUUUCUUUUACGCUUUCCCUCCCUUUGCGUUGAUUCCAAAGGGAACCUCAUCCUCUCAACUCCCAGCUUUCCCUGGUGGGAGGAAUCUUAUCAAGCAAAUGUAUAGCUUGAAAGAAAUUUCCUCUACUACAAGUGAAAUAAGUAUUGCUUCACUUUCGGACUCCAGUUUACGCCAAUAUGAAUCAGCAUUGAAAAAAUGGUGGAAUUUUUGUCAUCUUACGAAUACUUCUGUUUUCACAGCAAAAAUUCCGGAUGUUCUAAGAUUCCUAACAAGCGAAGUGGAUAAAGGAGCAUCUUAUGGAUCUGUCAACUCCCUAAGAUCAGCUGUUGCUUUAAUUUUAGGUCCAGAAUUAAGUGAAAAUCCGGAUGUAAAAAGAUUUUGUAAAGGAGUAUCAAAAAUUCGACCACCUCGUCCUAAAUAUGAUAGUACUUGGAACCCUAAAAUUUUCCUUGAUUUUGUAUCAAAAUGGUUCCCAAAUGAUGACUUAUCUUUACAACAUUUGUCGUAUAAAGUAGUGGUUCUUUUAGCCCUCACUACUGGUCACAGAAUCCAAACUUUAGCUGCCAUCAAUUUAAAUAAUAUAGACCAAUCGGAUGAUCGUAUUGAAAUUAAAAUUACAAGUCAAUUAAAAACGUCAGGACCAAAAUCAACUCAACCAAAUUUGAUCCUUCCUUUUUUUACUGAGGAUACAUCAAUUUGUGUUGCUUCAACUCUUUUAAAUUAUUUAAAACGGACUAAAGAUUUUCGAGGCAGUACAUCAAAUCUAUUUAUUUCUUGGAAAAAACCUCAUAAUGCAGUUUCUACUCAAACUUUAAGUAGAUGGAUCAAAGAAGUCCUUCAUCUAAGUGGAAUAGAUACCUCAAAAUUUACUGCUUACAGCACACGACAUGCUUCAACUUCUUCAGCAAAAAAGAACGGAGUAAACAUAGAUUUAAUUCAAAAAACUGCAGGUUGGACCCAAUCUUCGCAAACUUUUGCAAGAUUUUAUGAUCGUAAGAUCAUAGAAGAUUGUACUAUUUUUGCCAAAACUGUUUUGAGUACAAAAAAAUAA